AACAGAAGGAGAAAGUUUUAUGAUAGAAGCGCAAUGGCUGGAGGGUCUCCCUUUAUUUGGAUUGCCCUCCUUCUCUUCUGUGUUGUCCAGGCUUCUGACAGCAGACACGUCGCCUCAAUCCAUGAUGAUGGGAAAACUUUAAUCGGUCAUACAGGAAAUCCAGAGCUGGACAAGAUCAUUUCAAGUAUCCCAAUCACCCUACCAGAAGGAAUUGAUCCCAGGAACAUAAAUGUAACGUCAAUUACUGUCAAAACUUGUGUUGGUGUGAAGGAACAGCUUACUUUGCUUAACAAGCAACUUCAACAGGCAACUCUCCACAACAACCAACCAGAUAAUGAAGCGUUUGGACUGAGGACAGAAAUCAGACAGCUGAAACUGAAGCUUUCCACAUGCAGUGCGACAGCCUCAGCUAUUACUAGCUCUUAUAAAACCCAGCUGCAAAAUAAAAUGAAAGAGCUCCUGGAGAAAUUUGAUAGCGACACUUCUCUGAUUCUGAAGAUCAUUACAAUCACCAGGGAGGUAAAUACGUUACAGAAGAAGAUCGAACUUGCUUCUAAUUCUACUGAAAGUACUAUUGACAUUACAGUGCUGCAGAGAGAGCUGCAAGAGAAGAUCCAUGAACUGAAUUUGAAGACGGAGCAGAUUAAGAGAAGCCACCCGAACUCAGUGCUCAUUCUUCAGAUCCUCUCACUGCAAAAUCAGAUCUGGGAUUUAGAGCAGGCAGAGUCAAGAAGAGGAGAAGCCAGUCCUCAGCAAAGCCAGAGAAUUCUGGCUCUACAAGUACAGCUGAAAACGAACAUCGAUGAGCUGCGGGGCAAAGGAGAUGCCGACUCAGCAAUGCUGGAGCUGGUUUCUGUGCACAGUCAGAUCACAGUGAUUCAGAGGAUGAUCACUUACCACACUGAGAAAUCCAGGACUAAUGCUGCUGAUUUCCAAAGGCAAUGGAGGCAAAAGGUCGAGCUCCUUAAAAAGAAGAUUUUACAGUUGAAUCGUGAUGAGAAUAACUCAGAACUUACCAAGGAAAUUUUGGAACUGCAGAGCAAGGUGGAUCAUUUUCGACAGUUAAUGUUAAACACCAAAACUACAACUGACUCCCUACUUAAAGAGCUAAGAGUUAUGUUGGAUGCGGAGAAGAAAAAGUUCAGCGACCUACAGAGACAACUGGAGGAGACAGACUUUACCCAGGCACAACUGAUCAUAAAGAUUAUCAACAUAAUGAAAGACGUGAGAGAGCUGCAGGAUGACAAGCUAGAGACACCAUCAAGAAAUCAAGAAACCACCCUUCAGACUGUGCUUCAAACCAAAGAAAGGGAGUAUGCCAGAGCUCAGGCUGAAAUAAAGGAGUUGCAGAGGAAAUUGCAAUUAAAGAGUGAGGAAUGCUCUGGACUUGAGGAAAGAUAUGAGCAGGUAAAGACUGAAUUUGAGCAGAAGAUUGCAGAACUGAACAGAACUGGAGACUCCAAAGUGGCACUCAUUCUGAACGUGAUAAACCUGCAUGAUGAUCUGAAGGCACUGGAAGAUCUGAUCUCCACCACAAAAGACCCAGACAAGGUCUCAGAGCUGCAGAGGCAACUGGAGGAGAAGCAAGACGAACUGAACUCCAAGACUGAAGAAAUAGAGAAACUGAUGGCCAACCCCAAAAUAAUUUUAACAAUCAUUGAGCUGCAGAAUGAUAUAUGGGACCAUCAGAAAAAGGCUGCUAAUGAGACCACUGGUGACCAAAGAAAAGAGUUGCAAAACAGAGUGGAUGGUCUUAUCAGUGAGAUCAAUGACAAAGACGAUGAAAACACAAAACUGAUGCUGAAAAUCAUGACGCUGCAGAGUCAAGUGGAAUACUUGCAGAGACAGCUGUCAGAACACCAGAGGUCACAGACCGCUCAGGUAACCCAGCUCACAAACGAGCUCACAGCCAAGAAGAAAGACCUACAGAAAUCAGUCAAUGAGCUGAAUGAGAAGAAUCAGAAAGAUGCCAAACUGAUUCUAACAAUCACUGAUCUGCACAACCAACUCAGAAACCUAGAAAAAGAAAAGCGUGACGAGGCCCAAACAACUUCUUCUACAGUUGCUAAGCUGAGGGAACAACUGAAGGCAAAAGAGGAGGAACACUCUCAUGAUCAGGCUGAGAUCAAAGCUCUGCAGAGUGAACUGAACCAGACGGAGGCGCAAUGUUCAAGUUUUGAGCAGAAACUAAAAGAGCUACAGAGGAAUCUGACAUUAAAGAGUGAAGAAUGCUCUGGACUUGAGGAAAGAUAUGAGCAGGUAAAGACUGAAUUUGAGCAGAAGAUUGCAGAACUGAACAGAACUGGAGACUCCAAAGUGGCACUCAUUCUGAACGUGAUAAACCUGCAUGAUGAUCUGAAGGCACUGGAAGAUCUGAUCUCCACCACAAAAGACCCAGACAAGGUCUCAGAGCUGCAGAGGCAACUGGAGGAGAAGCAAGACGACCUGAACUCCAAGACUGAAGAAAUAGAGAAACUGAUGGCCAACCCCAAAAUAAUUUUAACAAUCAUUGAGCUGCAGAAUGAUAUAUGGGACCAUCGGAAAAAGGCUGCUAAUGAGACCACUGGUGACCAAAUAAAAGAGUUGCAAAACAGAGUGGAUGGUCUUAUCAGUGAGAUCGAUGACAAAGAUGAUGAAAACACAAAACUGAUGCUGAAAAUCAUGACGCUGCAGAGUCAAGUGGAAUACUUGCAGAGACAGCUGUCAGAACACCAGAGGUCACAGACCGCUCAGGUAACCCAGCUCACAAACGAGCUCACAGCCAAGAAGAGAGACCUACAGAAAUCAGUCAACGAGCUGAAUGAGAAUAAUCAGAAAGAUGCCAAACUGAUUCUAACAAUCACUGAUCUGCACAACCAACUCAGAAACCUAGAAAAAGAAAUGUGCGACGAAGCCCAAACAACUUCUUCUACAGUUGCUAAGCUGAGGGAAAAACUGAAGGCAAAAGAGGAGGAACACUCUCAUGAUCAGGCUGAGAUCAAAGCUCUGCAGAGUAAACUCAAUCAGACGGAGGAGCAGUGUUAUAGUUUUGAGCAGAAACUAAAAGAACUGCAGAAUGACCUGGAUGACAAAAUGAAGGAGCUGCAGUCCAAAUCUGACAGUGUUACUUCACUUGCUCUUCAAAUUUCCACAUUAACCCUGCAACUUGAGGAGCUAAAGAGACAACUACAAAACACUGAAUCCAAAACCAAGAUAAAAGAGCUUCAAAAAAUUAUAGACGAGAAGAAUGAUGAGCUGGCCAAAAAAACAGAGGAGCUGAAAGCAAGAAGUGCUCAACCUCAAAAACUUCUACAGAUUAUUGCAAUACAAACAGAGAUUGAGAAACUGGCGAAUGUGGCAGAAAAUGACACAGAUUACUCUAAGAUUAGCGCGCUCCAAAACCAUCUGAAUAAUCUGAUUAACGGAAUUGAAGAUGAAAAGGACGAAAAUACUAAACUGAUGUUUCAGAUAUUGGCUCAACAAGAUGAAAUAGCAAGACUGAAGAAGCAAGAAGACAAACAGACAAAAGCACAAUUAGAGAAAAUUAAAGAACUGGAGAAUGAACUGGAGGACGUCAGAAAUCAGAUAAAAGAAAAGACAACGGUGCUGGACUCAAGUGACACAAAGAUUGGUGAUCUUUCGGCUCAGAUUAUGGAACUUCACAAGAAAAUCAAACCAUUGGAAGACCAAAUAUCAGACCUCAAGGAAACAAACGCUGAGAACCUUGCAGAGAUUCAGAAGAGACUGGAGUUAGCAAAGAGGCAACUGCAAGACAGUGAACUUCGGCUCAAUGAUGCAGAUGCACAGAAUUUUAACUUGAUGAUGGAGAUUGCUGAAUUGAGGGCACAACUGAAAAAGGCUGAGAAAGGGCCAUCCAAAGCUGCUGAAAGAAAUAUCAACGAACUGACGCAACAACUACAAACACAACAAAAAGAGAACAAGAAACUCCAAAGCACAAAUGAAGGGCUGAGGGAACAACUGAAGGCAAAAGAGGAGGAACACUCUCAUGAUCAGGCUGAGAUCAAAGCUCUGCAGAGUGAACUGAACCAGACGGAGGUGCAAUUUUCAGGUUUUGAGCAGAAAGUAAAAGAGCUACAGAGGAAUCUGACAUUAAAGAGUGAAGAAUGCUCUGGACUUGAGGAAAGAUAUGAGCAGGUAAAGACUGAAUUUGAGCAGAAGAUUGCAGAACUGAACAGAACUGGAGACUCCAAAGUGGCACUCAUUCUGAACGUGAUAAACCUGCAUGAUGAUCUGAAGGCUCUGGAGGAUCUGAUCUCCACCACAAAAGACCCAGACAAGGUCUCAGAACUGCAGAGGCAACUGGAGGAGAAGCAAGACGAACUGAACUCCAAGACUGAAGAAAUAGAGAAACUGAUGGCCAACCCCAAAAUAAUUUUAACAAUCAUUGAGCUGCAGAAUGAUAUAUGGGACCAUCAGAAAAAGGCUGCUAAUGAGACCACUGGUGACCAAAUAAAAGAGUUGCAAAACAGAGUGGAUGGUCUUAUCAGUGAGAUUGAUGACAAAGACGAUGAAAACACAAAACUGAUGCUGAAAAUCAUGACGCUGCAGAGUCAAGUGGAAUACUUGCAGAGACAGCUGUCAGAACACCAGAGGUCACAGACCGCUCAGGUAACCCAGCUCACAAACGAGCUCACAGCCAAGAAGAGAGACCUACAGAAAUCAGUCAACGAGCUGAAUGAGAAUAAUCAGAAAGAUGCCAAACUGAUUCUAACAAUCACUGAUCUGCACAACCAACUCAGAAACCUAGAAAAAGAAAUGCGCGACGAAGCCCAAACAACUUCUUCUACAGUUGCUAAGCUGAGGGAAAAACUGAAGGCAAAAGAGGAGGAACACUCUCAUGAUCAGGCUGAGAUCAAAGCUCUGCAGAGUAAACUCAACCAGACGGAGGAGCAGUGUUAUAGUUUUGAGCAGAAACUAAAAGAACUGCAGAAUGACCUGGAUGACAAAAUGAAGGAGCUGCAGUCCAAGUCUGACAGUGUUACUUCACUUGCUCUUCAAAUUUCCACAUUAACCCUGCAACUUGAGGAGCUAAAGAGACAACUACAAAACACUGAAUCCAAAACCAAGAUAAAAGAGCUUCAAAAAAUUAUAGACGAGAAGAAUGAUGAGCUGGCCAAAAAAACAGAGGAGCUGAAAGCAAGAAGUGCUCAACCUCAAAAACUUCUACAGAUUAUUGCAAUACAAACAGAGAUUGAGAAACUGGCGAAUGUGGCAGAAAAUGACACAGAUUACUCUAAGAUUAGCGCACUCCAAAACCAUCUGAAUAAUCUGAUUAACGGAAUUGAAGAUGAAAAGGACGAAAAUACUAAACUGAUGUUUCAGAUCUUGGCUCAACAAGAUGAAAUAGCAAGACUGAAGAAGCAAGAAGACAAACAGACAAAAGCACAAUUAGAGAAAAUUAAAGAACUGGAGAAUGAACUGGAGGACGUCAGAAAUCAGAUAAAAGAAAAGACAACGGUGCUGGACUCAAGUGACACGAAGAUUGGUGAUCUUUCGGCUCAGAUUAUGGAACUUCACAAGAAAAUCAAACCAUUGGAAGACCAAAUAUCAGACCUCAAGGAAACAAACGCUGAGAACCUUGCAGAGAUUCAGAAGAGACUGGAGUUAGCAAAGAGGCAACUGCAAGACAGUGAACUUCGGCUCAAUGAUGCAGAUGCACAGAAUUUUAACUUGAUGAUGGAGAUUGCUGAAUUGAGGGCAAAACUGAAAAAGGCUGAGAAAGGGCCAUCCAAAGCUGCUGAAAGAAAUAUCAACGAACUGACGCAACAACUACAAACACAACAAAAAGAGAACAAGAAACUCCAAAGCACAAAUGAAGGGCUGAGGGAACAACUGAAGGCAAAAGAGGAGGAACACUCUCAUGAUCAGGCUGAGAUCAAAGCUCUGCAGAGUGAACUGAACCAGACGGAGGUGCAAUUUUCAGGUUUUGAGCAGAAAGUAAAAGAGCUACAGAGGAAUCUGACAUUGAAGAGUGAGGAAUGCUCUGGACUUGAGGAAAGAUAUGAGCAGGUAAAGACUGAAUUUGAGCAGAAGAUUGCAGAACUGAACAGAACUGGAGACUCCAAAGUGGCACUCAUUCUGAACGUGAUAAACCUGCAUGAUGAUGUGAAGGCUCUGGAGGAUCUGAUCUCCACCACAAAAGACCCAGACAAGGUCUCAGAGCUGCAGAGGCAACUGGAGGAGAAGCAAAACGAACUGAACUCCAAGACUGAAGAAAUAGAGAAACUGAUGGCCAACCCCAAAAUAAUUUUAACAAUCAUUGAGCUGCAGAAUGAUAUAUGGGACCAUCAGAAAAAGGCUGCUAAUGAGACCACUGGUGACCAAAUAAAAGAGUUGCAAAACAGAGUGGAUGGUCUUAUCAGUGAGAUCGAUGACAAAGACGAUGAAAACACAAAACUGAUGCUGAAAAUCAUGACGCUGCAGAGUCAAGUGGAAUACUUGCAGAGACAGCUGUCAGAACACCAGAGGUCACAGACCGCUCAGGUAACCCAGCUCACAAACGAGCUCACAGCCAAGAAGAAAGACCUACAGAAAUCAGUGAACGAGCUGAAUGAGAAUAAUCAGAAAGAUGCCAAACUGAUUCUAACAAUCACUGAUCUGCACAACCAACUCAGAAACCUAGAAAAAGAAAAGCGCAACGAAGCCCAAACAACUUCUUCUACAGUUGCUAAGCUGAGGGAAAAACUGAAGGCAAAAGAGGAGGAACACUCUCAUGAUCAGGCUGAGAUCAAAGCUCUGCAGAGUAAACUCAACCAGACGGAGGAGCAGUGUUAUAGUUUUGAGCAGAAACUAAAAGAACUGCAGAAUGACCUGGAUGACAAAAUGAAGGAGCUGCAGUCCAAGUCUGACAGUGUUACUUCACUUGCUCUUCAAAUUUCCACAUUAACCCUGCAACUUGAGGAGCUAAAGAGACAACUACAAAACACUGAAUCCAAAACCAAGAUAAAAGAGCUUCAAAAAAUUAUAGACGAGAAGAAUGAUGAGCUGGCCAAAAAAACAGAGGAGCUGAAAGCAAGAAGUGCUCAACCUCACAGACUUCUACAGAUUAUUGCAAUACAAACAGAGAUUGAGAAACUGGCGAAUGUGGCAGAAAAUGACACAGAUUACUUUAAGAUUAGCGCACUCCAAAACCAUCUGAAUAAUCUGAUUAAAGGAAUUGAAGAUGAAAAAGACGAAAAUACUAAACUGAUGUUUCAGAUCUUGGCUCAACAAGAUGAAAUAGCAAGACUGAAGAAGCAAGAAGACAAACAGACAAAAGCACAAUUAGAGAAAAUUAAAGAACUGGAGAAUGAACUGGAGGACGUCAGAAAUCAGAUAAAAGAAAAGACAACGGUGCUGGACUCAAGUGACACAAAGAUUGGUGAUCUUUCGGCUCAGAUUAUGGAACUUCACAAGAAAAUCAAACCAUUGGAAGACCAAAUAUCAGACCUCAAGGAAACAAACGCUGAGAACCUUGCAGAGAUUCAGAAGAGACUGGAGUUAGCAAAGAGGCAACUGCAAGACAGUGAACUUCGGCUCAAUGAUGCAGAUGCACAGAAUUUUAACUUGAUGAUGGAGAUUGCUGAAUUGAGGGCACAACUGAAAAAGGCUGAGAAAGGGCCAUCCAAAGCUGCUGAAAGAAAUAUCAACGAACUGACGCAACAACUACAAACACAACAAAAAGAGAACAAGAAACUCCAAAGCACAAAUGAAGAGCUGAGGGAACAACUGAAGGCAAAAGAGGAGGAACACUCUCAUGAUCAGGCUGAGAUCAAAGCCCUGCAGAGUGAACUGAACCAGACGGAGGCGCAAUGUUCAAGUUUUGAGCAGAAAGUAAAAGAACUGCAGAAUGACCUGGAUGACAAAAUGAAGGAGCUGCAGUCCAAGUCUGACAGUGUUACUUCACUUGCUCUUCAAAUUUCCACAUUAACCCUGCAACUUGAGGAGCUAAAGAGACAACUACAAAACACUGAAUCCAAAACCAAGAUAAAAGAGCUUCAAAAAAUUAUAGACGAGAAGAAUGAUGAGCUGGCCAAAAAAACAGAGGAGCUGAAAGCAAGAAGUGCUCAACCUCACAGACUUCUACAGAUUAUUGCAAUACAAACAGAGAUUGAGAAACUGGCGAAUGUGGCAGAAAAUGACACAGAUUACUCUAAGAUUAGCGCGCUCCAAAACCAUCUGAAUAAUCUGAUUAACGGAAUUGAAGAUGAAAAGGACGAAAAUACUAAACUGAUGUUUCAGAUCUUGGCUCAACAAGAUGAAAUAGCAAGACUGAAGAAGCAAGAAGACAAACAGACAAAAGCACAAUUAGAGAAAAUUAAAGAACUGGAGAAUGAACUGGAGGACGUCAGAAAUCAGAUAAAAGAAAAGACAACGGUGCUGGACUCAAGUGACAUGAAGAUUGGUGAUCUUUCGGCUCAGAUUAUGGAACUUCACAAGAAAAUCAAACCAUUAGAAGACCAAAUAUCAGACCUCAAGGAAACAAACGCUGAGAACCUUGCAGAGAUUCAGAAGAGACUGGAGUUAGCAAAGAGGCAACUGCAAGACAGUGAACUUCGGCUCAAUGAUGCAGAUGCACAGAAUUUUAACUUGAUGAUGGAGAUUGCUGAAUUGAGGGCACAACUGAAAAAGGCUGAGAAAGGGCCAUCCAAAGCUGCUGAAAAAAAUAUCAACGAACUGACGCAACAACUACAAACACAACAAAAAGAGAACAAGAAACUCCAAAGCACAAAUGAAGACUUAAAGCAAGAGGCCAAAGAACUAAAAAUGUGCUGCAACAAUGCUGUUACCCAUUGUGAAGAUUUACAAAGAGAGCUGGAACAGAGCCAGAAGGAUACAGAUCGCCUGCAGCUGCAGCUGAAUGACAAGGAUGCUGAGCUCCAACAGCUGCAGCUGGAGUUAGCAGAAGAGAGGACAGUUAAUAACAGACUGCAGAAUGAAUAUGAUAAUUUAAGGAGCCAGCAGGAACAGACCCAGGACAAUGCUGAUCACCAGCAGCAGCUGCUCAUCAAGGAUGUCAAGAUCACCCAGCUGCAGCAGCAGUUAGAAGAACUGCAGAACAAAUACAGAAACCUGGAUAAUGAGAAGAACAAACUUACGGAUAUUAUAACAGAACUUCAAAAGAACUCAAAUGAGGAGGAUAAGACUAUCUAUACCAGGCAGGUGACCUUGGAUCCAAACACGGCACACCGAAGACUAGCUUUGUCAGAUCAUAACACUCAGAUACACGCCGAUGACGAUGAUCAAGAUGUCCCUGACAAUCCAGGCCGGUUUGAUGUGGUUCUCGCUGCCCUGGGCUCGACCGGCUUCUCAACUGGCAGACAUUACUGGGAGGUGUCUGUAGCUGAGGCGAAUUGUUACUUACUUGGAAUGGCCAGUGAAUCUUCUCAAAGAAAGGGAACGCUUUCAUUCAAACCUCUAAAGGGUUACUGGACUAUAGUCCUGAACAAGCAGGGCCAGUACAAAGCUAUGAAUAACAGACCUAUUACUCUUCCAGUUCAGACACCGCCUCUUAUGCUGGGUAUUCUGCUGGACUACAAUAAGGGACAGAUCUCGUUCUAUGACGCUGGUACAAGAUCUCAUUUGUACUCAUUUGUGGGUCAGAAGUUUACAGGCAAAAUCUAUCCAUUUGUGAAUAUUUGUCUUGAGGAUGUUACUCUUCAAAAUCCAAUCAUUUUAAUUCCUCCUGGACCAACUGACUGGAUAAUUUAGGGAAGAGGGCAGGUUAUGUUUGUACUAUGUGUCAAAUCUUAGUCAUGUAUCUCAUUUAUUAAUAUGUCAGUAGGUAAUAAACAAUCACUGACUGUAGAAGAUGUCAUACACAUACAUCUGUUAAUACUACUGUAGAAUGAUUCAGACAAUAAAACAACAAAUAUACAACAAUG
Thunnus maccoyii (southern bluefin tuna) is the source of this 9863-nucleotide messenger RNA. Its product is annotated as centrosomal protein of 290 kDa. Gene Ontology annotation, molecular function: protein binding. The record is from RefSeq and is a predicted model, not a curated record. NCBI's taxonomy places the organism in Eukaryota, Metazoa, Chordata, Actinopteri, Scombriformes, Scombridae. The coding region runs from base 34 to 9690 and encodes 3218 amino acids. The transcript is spliced from 117 exons.